UUAGUUCAGGAUCAAGCUGGAAGAGUGAUAUUUUAUUUUUACCAUAAAUGGUAUCAAAUCAUUGAAUCGUAGUAAAAACCACAUUCAUGCAGCACCAAUAAAAGCUGCCACAGAACAACCACUGGAGCAUCACAAGCAUGACGCCCUUACUUGCAGCCUACAUUUUGGCCAAGCUGUUUAUCUUGCCAGUUCCUGGAGCCGAAUCCAUGAAAAUUGUUGGCGGGAAAGAAGCAAUUCCCCAUUCAAGACCUUACCUGGCCCAUCUUAAUGUCAAUUGUGGUGGUGCUUUGAUUAAACCAAAUUGGGUGCUGACUGCAGCACACUGUUACAAUGAGACUUUACUCGUUGGUGAUAAAGUGGUAACUCUUGGAGCUCAUUACAUUUCAAAGCCUGAGAAGGAAAAACAGAACUUUGCAGUGAAGAAAGCAGUUCCUCAUCCCCACUUCAAUGAACACAGUUUUGAUUUUGACUUCAUGCUGCUUAAGCUCAAUGGUAAAGCAAUGAUGAACAAAUUUGUGUCUACCUUAAACCUGCCUGCCUCUGGAGAAGAUGUUAAACGUGAUACCAAGUGCAACGUUGCAGGAUGGGGCAUCACGAAAUUGGAUGGACAGCCAUCAAAUAAGCUUAUGGAAGUGAAUGUCACUGUUGUAGACAGAAAAAUCUGCGAAAAAUUAUAUAUAAAUACCAUAACAAGGAACAUGUUUUGUGCUGGAGAUAUAAAUGGUGGAAAAGAUUCAUGUGAGGGAGAUUCUGGAGGCCCAAUAAUAUGCAACGGCAUCUACAGUGGCAUUGUCUCAUUUGGAGAAAAAUGUGGGCUGCGUGACAAACCAGGGGUCUAUGCUCUUCUCACAAAUGAAACCCUAGACUGGAUUGCAAAAGUAACACAAUCCUAUUAGGAUGUGUUCUGUGGUUUUAUUUGCUAAUACAGAAAUACAAUUUUAAUGUUAGAAAUGCUCUGCUUUAGUUAAAAUGAUUUAAACGCUGCUGUGCAACAUAGGUUUCUUUUGAAGCUUUAUAUAAAAUCAUGAACAUUAUGCUACUGAUAAUCAGCUUGGCAAUUAAUUGAAAUCAUAGGACUCCUGAAACAAUGCCUACUGCUAUCUUA
Messenger RNA from Polyodon spathula (Mississippi paddlefish), 1105 nucleotides. RefSeq names its product granzyme A-like. NCBI's taxonomy places the organism in Eukaryota, Metazoa, Chordata, Actinopteri, Acipenseriformes, Polyodontidae. Bases 138 to 896 code for a protein of 252 amino acids. The record is from RefSeq and is a predicted model, not a curated record. Gene Ontology annotation, biological process: proteolysis. Gene Ontology annotation, molecular function: serine-type endopeptidase activity. The transcript has 5 exons.